This is a messenger RNA of Rubroshorea leprosula, 1875 nucleotides long. The record is from the annotation of a GenBank genome assembly. Lineage: Eukaryota; Viridiplantae; Streptophyta; Magnoliopsida; Malvales; Dipterocarpaceae.
AAUCGUGCAACGAACAUGAAGCUGGCUGGCAACAGAGCCGUUGAUUACUGUCCGAGAGGCAAGAAGUAAGAAGUAACAACAUCCCUUUCAGACAACACCGACCUCCUUAUUGCAAAAGAUUCUGAUGUCCGCUAAUCGGAUAAGGUCAUCGGAUCAUAUGCCCAUUUCCGCUCAUCAGUCCAUAGAAAGAAACCCAAAAAAUGAAUAAGAAAAUCCAUCAGAUGAGUCCUAUCAUACUGUGUUUCAGAUUUCUGGGACACCCAUGUUGGUGAUAUCAAGAACACUACCACCUAUAUAAUAAUCUAAACGUCAAAAGAAAAGAAAAAGGUGAGACCUUUGUAAGUAAAUGACUUGAGGGUUCUGAGAUUUUGAAGAUUUGGUCUUUCCAUGUGUUAUGUGUAGCCCCACGAAUUUGGCCCGGAAGAUCUGAAGCUUUGAUCUUAAGGGGGAAAGCGAUUUGGGGAAUCACUGAUCUGAAGAAAUUGGGAUUUGUGGAUGGAAAUUUUUCCUGCGAUAAAUUAGAGCAGAUCGUGCAUUCUUUUUUUUUUCAAGUGUUUCUGUUCCUAAAAUGUAUUGACUACCAAUCCGACACCAAUUUGUAUGGUUGUUCCAGUGUUAUUGUUCGAAUUGAUUUUGAAGAGUUUUUAGGAUCUAAUUCCUGAGUGAGUCAUGGAGGAUCCUUGUAAAACACCUAUCAAUGGUGAUGUGGCUGAUCAUGGACUUCAGAUUAGCAGAUACUCUCCAUUCCAACUUGGCACCAAAUCGUCAUCACCAUGGUUUGAUUUGAGAGUCUUCUAUGUGAGGAUCAGCAAUUUUCUGGUUGAUGAUAUAACGCCAGAGUUUCUCACUCUUAAUCACAUUCCUCUAAGCCCAGAUACCCUUCUAGAAGUUAAUGGGGCUAGAAUUGGUAUGUAUUCUGAUGGAGUCUCCUCACUCCUUAGAAGAGAUAGGGUAGAUAAGAUAUCAGAAGAAGCCAUAUUUGUGAGCACAGAUGGUAUUAGGUUCACAGGAAGCGUGAAAUUUGAAGUGUUUCAUAAGGAUGAUCUCAUACUUUCCGGGGUUCUGGAGAUGUCUAAUGGUAAUGGCUUCACUGGGGAAUCAAAAAAUAACAUGAAGAGGUGGAGCAUGAAUUGUGAAUCAGAUAUCACUGCUGCCACUGGAUUCUUAAAGGGAAAGAGCUUCACGAGUUCUGGAUUCCCAUUACCAGCCAUUGAGGUCUACAUUGCGGGUUGCUUCUCAGGGAGACCAAUCAUCUUGACGAAAACACUGCAGCUAAGCUCUAGGAAGAAGCAUAAUAGAAAGCGUAUGUUAGACUCAAUACCGGAGUAUGAGUAUGACACAACAGAAUUUCGUAAAGAUUCCUUACCUGAACAUGGUCCACAGGUAGCAGAAUACAGUAACUUGAAACAGGAAUAUAAUGAGGACUAUAGCAACAUGUACUGGAGGACAGAAUACAUGGAUGGUGAGGAAGGUGAACUCUCAUGGUUCAAUGCAGGGGUAAGGGUUGGUGUAGGGAUUGGGCUCGGCAUUUGUCUCGGAAUAGGUAUAGGAGUCGGAUUGCUGGUUCGUUCUUACCAUGCUACCACUCAAAACUUCAAAAGGCGGCUUCUGUGAUAACUCCUCCAAAAUCCAAAUACAUUCUAACUUCCUCUUGUUCACAAAGAUGCAUCUUUGACAGCUGAUUUUGACUUGUUACCCUUUGUAGCUAGCUAACAGUGAUUUCCCCCCACUAUUUCCUGCUUACACUUCUCUAGAACUUCUAAUAUGAUGAGUUGUUCAUUUAGGUGUUUGUAUGAACUUGUAUUUCCUUGUGAAUAAAUCUGUUUUGUCAUCACAGAGACAUAAUCAGUAAUGUAACAAAGGAAUUUUUCCCUU